GCCACUCCGAUCUGUCACCGCUCGUGCCCGCUCGAUCAAGGGCUAUGAUUAAGGGACGUUUGCGCACUCCCGAGACACCAGGAAAUAUGGCGGCGCUCAUGACUCUGAGUCAGUUAUCAAGUGGAAACCCAGCCUAUGAAAAUUAUUACAGACAGCUGGACCCAGGAAACACAGGCAAAAUAUCGGCUGGAGAUGCAGCUCAGUUCCUUAAGAAGUCAGGGCUGUCAGAUAGCACUUUGGGGAAGAUUUGGGAUUUGGCAGAUUCAGAAGGAAAAGGCUAUUUGGACAGACGGGGUUUCUUCAUUGCUUUGAGACUUGUGGCCUCAGCACAGGGGGGAAAUGAUAUCAGCCUUAACAACCUCAACCAAAACUUAGCUGCACCCAAAUUUAAAGACACUAACAGCCCAUUAUUAAGUGUUUCAUCGACGGUACCUGACUCCCAGUGGGCAAUUAGGUCUGAUGAAAAAGGGAAGUUUGAGGGCAUUUUUGAGAGUCUGUCCCCUGUAAACGGUCUCCUCUCCGGUGAUAAAGUCAGGCCAGUUUUGAUAAACUCCAAGCUACCUCUGGAUGCUUUAGGAAAGAUUUGGGACCUAAGUGAUGUGGACAAAGAUGGACACUUGGACAAAGAUGAAUUCACAGUGGCCAUGCAUCUUGUGUAUCGCGCCAUGGAGAAGGAGCCUGUCCCAACUACCUUACCCACUUCCCUCAUCCCCCCAUCUAAACGGAAGAAGUCUGCAGGAACCCUGCCAGGUGCUGUGGCUGUGCUGCCUUCUCUGUCUGGGCUUAUGGGUGGCCCAGCUCCUCUAAAAGAAUCCCUGCGAAGCACUCCUCCUCUGGCCAGUGCUACUCUCUUCAGCACCAGUACUGUCAACUUCUCUCCUAAACACUCCUUUAAAUCCAGCUCACCGCCUGUGGUGAACUGGGUGGUACCGGUGGCUGACAGGGAGCUAUAUGAUGAGAUCUUCAAGAAAACAGACAGCGACAAUGACGGCCUGGUUAAUGGAACUGAGGUCAUAGAGAUCUUCAUGCAGUCCAGUCUCUCCCAGACUAUGCUGGCACAGAUAUGGGGACUCGCUGACACUAAACAGACGGGCAAGCUGACCCGGGAGCAGUUCUCUCUGGCCAUGUACCUAAUCCAGCAGAAGGUCACUAAAGGCACAGACCCUCCCUCCGCUCUAACCCCAGACAUGAUACCUCCAUCAGAAAGGACUGCAGCCUCAUUGGCGGUCCCUGACAGCAGCAGCUCCACAGGGUCUGCCGAGCUGACGGGCAUCAAAGAGCUGGAUGACCUCGGCCAGGAAAUAGCUCAGCUGCAGAGAGAGAAAUUCAUUUUGGAGCAAGAGAUCAGGGAAAAGGAGGAAACCAUCAGACAGCAAAAUAGUGAAGUUCAGGACAUGCAGAAUGGAUUGGACAGGGAGAGCUGCAGCCUGCAGGACCUAGAGUCACAGAAGCAGGAUGCCCAGGAACGCCUGGAUGAGAUGGACCAGCAGCACUCCAAGCUGGAGGGAAUGCUCAACGACGUCAAGCAGAAGUGUCAGGAAGAGUCCCAAAGGAUCUCGUCUCUGCAGAGCCAGAUCCGCUCUCAGGAGACUGACCUCCACAGCCGGGAGGAAGAGCUGAGCCGCACCAAGACGGACCUGAGCCGGCUACAGGAGGAGGAGGCCCUGCUCGAGCAAAGUCUGCUCUCUGGUCGGGUCCAGCUGGACAGCAUUACCAAAUCACUCAAAACCACUCAGGAAGAGAUCAACCAGGCACGCAGUAAGCUGUUGCUGAUCCAAGACAGCCAAAAGGAGAUGACCAAGACCAUUGAGCAGUACAACAGCGCUUUGAGCGACAUCAACGGAGGAAACUUCAGCAACCUGCCUGAUUUAAGUGAAGGGUUUGCUGAGAAGGAGAAUGGAGGUUUCAGAAGUGCGGAUGACUCUUUCAAGUCAAAGAUAGCCAUGUUCAACAACAACAGUGCUAAGGAGCCUCCAGCAGACCCCUUCCAGACAGAGGACCCCUUCAAGUCCGAUCCUUUCCUAGAUCCAUUUGGUGGAGAUCCUUUCAAAGAAAGCGACCCCUUCAAAGGCAACUUAACUGAAGAUUUUUUUCAGAGAACGGACAAGUCUAACCUGUUUGGAUCGUCGGACCCCUUCAGUAGAAAACCCACACCACCAGCCAAGCCAAAUGCCCUGACAGCUAACAGCCCAAAACCAGAUGUGUUUGGGACAGUGAGCCCCUUUGGAAGCGACUCUUUUGGAAGCAAGGGUGGUGGAUUUGCCGACUUUAGUCAGAUGUCAAAGAAGUCAGGCAACCCCGUUCUCCCAUCAAAGAAAAAUGUGCCUAACCGGCCUGCACCCCCCUAUGGAGGUCUGCUCAGUUUGACUGCAUCAGAGCCGUCCCAGUUUGUUGCUCAGCGGACAGUAAAGACUCUUUUGUUACAACACACUCAAGUAAAGCAUUCUGUCCUGUGGGUUUUGCAGGUUUUGGCUCUUUUGGAAGUGAGAGCCAGAAGCUGGAGUGGGUCAAGCAGGAGAGCAAGCGUGAGGAGCAGGAGAGGCUGCGGAGGCUGCAGCUCCAGGAGCAGCAGGACCUGGAACUGGCCCUCGCUCUCAGCAGGGCCGAUAUGCCCAGCAUCUGAUCAGCCAUGCCCUACCACAUCUUUUUGUCUUCUUGCUUCUGCCUUACAGUCUUCUGUCCGCAGGCACAAGACAACAGCACCAACACUGGCUAGCAGCCCCUGUUACCAAUUUGUGUAAUGGACCAGUGUGUCUCUAGCCAUGACUGGAUUUGAGUCAAACAACUCCACAUUUAGCAGCCAGUUAUGGUUCAUUGCUCCCAAACUACAUGACAACUAUAAUCAAGGACAAUACGAAGCCACUUGAUUUAAGCCUGGCUUCAUCCUGCAAGAACAUAGCGAUUUAACGCAACCCGAACCAGCAGGGCACUCCACUACAACCGACUUCUAGCUCCAUAUUUUGUUAUGGCUAAUAACCCCUGCCUUAUCCAAAAGCCUUUCUGUUGGAAGUAAAAAAUAACUUGUUUUAUUUAUAUACGCAAUGAGUCUGUGGUGUAUGAAGUAUGUGUUUAAUGCACUGUAUAAACUGUUUUAUAUAACCUUUAAUUAAUAUUAGAAAAAAGAAAAGAAAUUUGUAUGGAAAGUCAAACCAGAUACGCCAACUACUCUGUUGGCCUAUGAUUGAGUUUGUCUCUUUUUUUUUUUCUUUUUUUUUUUUAAAAGAAACUUCUUUAUAUGCUGUAAAUAUUAGUUAGAUGAGGAUUUUAUGUGCAAGCACUGGAACAAAAGCAAAAAACAAACCUAAGUGAUCAGAUUGUCCAUUGCAUGCUUUAGGUUUUUAUUUCAAAUCUUACAACUGUUUCUUACCAUUUAUGGCUGCUUAUGAAAUAUUUAUGGCCUUGAAGUACAAGGAUUAAUGAAGAAAUAUUUUAAUAUAAUCAAACCCUCAAAUGGGAUCUAUAUGUCAAAGUAGAAAUAUGUUUUGGAAUCCCUGCCACGCAUUUCAGUCUUAACAUAGCUUCGGCUGAAUAUGAUUAAGCCCCAUAUUAUUGGUCGCCUCUUGCAUUUACAAUAUUUAAGAUGCUAAUAAUAAUCAUUGAGGUCUUCCUUUUUUCUUUUCAUUUUAAACACUAUUCAGUCCACUUGCAGCGCUGUUGAACUAUCCAUCUUAUGUCAACAGCUUGUGCUUGUCAGAUUGUUUAUCAUUGGUUGCCUUGUUGUUACGUCCAAACAACUUGCCCUCCCACACAACUUUAAGCCUCUAUAAAAUGGAAGUUGUAUAAAUCUACACUGUUUAUUCUGGUGCUGUUAGUUUUUUGUUUUUUACUUAUUCACACUACCAUUGAUGCCCAGUGACAUCUGCUUCCAAUUCAAAUCAACCAAUUGCUCUUUCUUUUUCUGGGAAUUUUUUCUGUUCAUUGUCUUACAAUCCAUUAGAGCAACAUUUGUUUAAAUUACUUUAAAAUAUUGCAUACUUGUAAUUAUAUUACACUAAUCAGGUUUAUUCGGCAUAUAAUGUAUGCACUGUAUAUUUCAGAGCUUACUGAAAAUGUACAGAGUGACAACGCCUUAUUUAUCAACAUAUCAACAUGUAAUGUUGCACAGUAUGUAUAUGGUUAUAAAAAUCUCU
Messenger RNA from Etheostoma spectabile (orangethroat darter), 4130 nucleotides. It is a transcript of the gene eps15l1b, whose product is annotated as epidermal growth factor receptor pathway substrate 15-like 1b. Lineage: Eukaryota; Metazoa; Chordata; Actinopteri; Perciformes; Percidae. Bases 45 to 2741 code for a protein of 898 amino acids. The transcript is spliced from 23 exons. Gene Ontology annotation, molecular function: cadherin binding; calcium ion binding. Gene Ontology annotation, biological process: endocytosis; endosomal transport. Gene Ontology annotation, cellular component: plasma membrane; clathrin coat of coated pit; cytoplasm. The record is from RefSeq and is a predicted model, not a curated record.